This is a messenger RNA of Schistosoma spindalis, 2628 nucleotides long. NCBI's taxonomy places the organism in Eukaryota, Metazoa, Platyhelminthes, Trematoda, Strigeidida, Schistosomatidae. The record is from the annotation of a GenBank genome assembly.
AUGUUUUCAGCACCUUAUGGUGGAGCAGGCGGUGGCGGUAGUGGUUACAUGGGUUCUGGGGUUGUUGGUGUAGGCUUCUAUAUGGGUGGGCCUACCCCAAAUGACCGCAGACCUUACAACGCUGCCCCGGUUGCUAAGCCUUUUUACGGUGGAUACCGAGAAGAUAACUACAACAGACGAUCAGAUCGACGAGACGAUUUCCGUGGUGGUAAGCGUGGUCAGCCGAAAGGGCGAAGUCCGGAGAAACGUUACCAUGAUACACCACCUAGCCAGCGUAAAGACCACAGAGCUUUCGGGAAGCGCCAGUCGUCAUUUUCACGUUACGAAGUGAAGAUCCCCAAAGGGUUGUUCAACGUGUCUUCAUCGUCCUUACCUGACCUCCGACAUCGAUACCCUCAUCUCAACAUAUCAGGUGACUUUUACGAGUGCACAUCAUUAUGGGUAGAAUCUUUCCCCAUGCACGAACCAUUUCAACUAGGAAGUGGCACAGAUUACCAUGUUUUCCACCGGGACGUUGAUCCCCCCACACCCCUAGACUCAGCUCUUCUGAACCCACCCGAUGCAGAUUAUUCCUAUUCAGCCCGAGUUAUGCUGAUGGCUUGCCCACAACUUGGUGAGUUAUAUAAAAAUACUUGUCGUAUGGCGGACGAUGCCAAUGGAGCUGGUAAAGUCCUGCCUGACAAGAGUAUACACUUUCUGGUUGGCGGUCGUGCAAAGAGUGAAACUAUGGCUCUUGGUGGACCUUGGUCACCAAGCUUAGACGGACCUGAUCCCCAAGGGGACCCAAGAACUCUCAUCAAGACAGCUAUCCGGACGUUCAAAGGCUUGACUGGACUAGACUUAUCUUCUUGCACUGAAUGGGUCAGAUUCAUGGAGCUCAAGUAUUAUCGUAUGCCUGACACAAAAGCUCCAGCUUUUACAGAAGCUGAAGAAGAAAGAGAGAUAACAUCAGAACGCCCUGAAGUCGUGGUGUUCUUUAUACCUAAUGCCGCUCAUUUAAUUCCUUCGGAAGAACAGUGGGCUAAGACCAAAGAGUAUUACAACUCCAUACUGCAAAAACAAUUGACUGUAGAGAAGGUAGAAGAAGAUAGUAUAAUGGAGCAGCAAGAUGGUGAUACAAGCGUGGCAGAUGUCAGUGUAGAGGAACCCGAAGAGUCAAGCGCGCGCUCAGACAUGGAGCCGACUCACUACUCUAAACUAGAUGUAAAUACUCUCAAGGUUAGCGACCUACGAAACGAAUUGGCAGCUAGGAAGUUAGAUACCAAAGGCCUUAAGGUUAAUUUAGUGGCCCGUUUACAAAGUGCUCUGGAUGAGGAAAAAAAGGCAGACGCCCCAGAAGACAUUAAGAUUGAUGAGGAGGUUAAAGCCGAACAGACUCCGAAUAAGAUCUCUUCGCCGUCUGCGACGCAGCCAAAGGAUGAUUCAAAGGACCUAUCUGAAAAAGAUCGCCGGCGUCUGGAACGCCUCUACCGUCUUGGUGAUAAGCCAGCCAUCGUUAUCCAUCCGAACAAAUCAGCUAAGGGGGGUCGUUUCGAUUGUCAUCGUGUUUCUUUGUUCUCUCUACUCGACUAUCAUACUGAAGACCAAAAAGAGCACAAUUUUGAAGUAUCCCUGUUCGCUGAACAGUUCCAUGAAAUGCUUCAACGGGAUGCAGCCUUCACAAUAUUCAAGGCUAUUCACGAUGCACCUGAGAAAGAAAUUAAACCUGAACAAGAUGGAAAACUCGAAAACGGUUUCGAUUCCGACGAACCCGAUUCUAAGCGACGCAGAAAUGACAGUCAAAAUGGUCAUUGCGAUGAACAGGACGAGAUUAAAGUCCGCCGCCUCAGGCGAACUGUGAACCCAGCUCUGUUGUUCGCGUUUACCUACUUUGACAUGAGCCGAGCUGGGUAUAUUCGAGAACAUGAUUUGUGUGAAAUACUCCACCUUCUCGGUCUUCGAUACUCUCGCACCCAGAUGCGUAAACUUGUGGCCAGGGUGGCUACUCGGCGUGACCACGUGUCGUACCAUAACUUGACAGAUAGCGAUAUUGUCGAGGGUGAUGAAAAAGACGUCGUUUCCAUGAACUUGAAUGUCAAAGAGGAUGUCGAAGUAACGAGGAUGCUUGCACUUGGUAACCGAGCUCUUUUCGAUAUGACAGUUCCACAAACUCCUGCAAGGAUUGUUCUUGGUGGCGGAAAUACGGAACAAAUGUUGAAGCGAGUGGAGUUAGCUGAGGCAGUCAAACAAAAGCUUGAAUUCCAAUUCUUCCAGAUAAAGGAUGAGCUAGAAAAAACACGGGUCAAGGUAAACUCGUUCAAAGAUACUGAGGACGAGUUGAGGGCAGAAAAUCGUGAUUUAGCAUCGCGCCUUAAGUCUGAACAAAAGCAACUUCAUGAAUAUAAAAGUCAAGCAAACACCUACAACCACUUAUUGCGCUCGGCAAGAGAUCAAAUGGAUAAAGCUCUUUUCGACAUUAACAAACAGUUCGACAAGGAAAAAGCAAAGCGCGAGGCUGAAAAAGCUGCUGCUGAUGCGGAAAAAGCCAAAGCUGAAGAGGAAGCUAAUAAACUCAAAGAAAAGGAUGACAAGGUUGAGGAUUGUGAAAAGUCCGAGGAAAAAGAGUGGGAAGUUGUUGACGCUGUCUGA